AUGUCAGAACUUCACGUACCAUUGCUCGACAUCAACCCAGAGGCUGCCUUACAUAGAGAGAUCGAAGAUAUCAAAGAAGAGCUCGAGAUCAUGAUCUAUGUCGUCAGAUCACACCUUUUCGUCCUGGAAAGUUUCAUCAACCAUGUGAAGCACAUGCUGAACGGCGACAGCUUGUUCGAUACAUCGGGAGCAACACCGGGCCAAAAUACGACAUCGCCAACGCCCAACGCCAUGCAGGCUCGCCCGCCAGCUGUGUACAACAAUCCAGAAGCAAGACAGCAUAUUUUUCGAUUCUUCGAAUUGAAUGCCAAAGAGGUGCAGACGAAGAUCAAGUGGCGCAUCAAAGAGCUGGAGCAAUUGCGGGACAGUGCCAUGAGCACUUGCGAAGGCGUGAGCUGA
This is a messenger RNA of Verticillium alfalfae VaMs.102, 399 nucleotides long. RefSeq names its product ankyrin repeat protein. The transcript has a single exon. Lineage: Eukaryota; Fungi; Ascomycota; Sordariomycetes; Glomerellales; Plectosphaerellaceae. Bases 1 to 399 code for a protein of 132 amino acids. The record is from RefSeq and is a predicted model, not a curated record.